GUUUAUAAUAAUAAGAGGAAGUUCUGGAUUUUACUCUUAUGGGAUUUUAGAACGUUUGGAAGGAUGGCCAAAUAUUGAUGUCUACCAAGGAAGAAUUGUCUUCAAGCUCAAAGAAGAAUUGUUCCAAUAUAUGGCGAUUUCAGAUGAACGGCAAAGGAUUAUGCCAACGGCCCAAGACCGUGAAAUGGGCCAAAAACUUGAUUAUCCAGAAGCUGUUCUUCUUACAAACCCAACUAAUUCUUUUAUUAAAGGAGAGGUUGAUGACAAAUAUCAAUAUUCUUGUGAGAACAAGGAUAAUCGGGUUCAUGGGUGGAUAAGCCCAAAUCCACGAACCGGAUUUUGGAUGAUCACACCAACCGAUGAGUUCAGAACUGGUGGGCCUCUCAAACAAGACCUUACUUCUCAUACCGGCCCAGUAAACCUCAAUAUGUUUUUUAGUACACAUUAUGCUGGAGAGAGUUUGGGACUGAAAUUUAGAGAUGGAGAGCCCUGGAAAAAGGUGUUUGGCCCUGUUUUUACAUACCUAAACUCACUUUCACCUGAUGAGCUAGACACUCUUACACUAUGGACUGAUGCAAAAGAACAAAUGUUCAUAGAAACUGAAAAUUGGCCAUAUAAUUUUCCUCUUUCGGAGGAUUUUGUUCGAUCUGAUCAACGGGGUAUUGUAACCGGCAGAUUACUCGUUCGUGACAGCUAUGAAAGUGAUAAGCUUAUUACUGCAAACUCAGCUUUCAUUGGAUUAGCUGCUCCAGGAGAUGUUGGAUCAUGGCAAAUGGAAAACAAGGGUUAUCAGUUUUGGACUCAAACAGAUACCGAGGGCUAUUUCUUGAUUAAUAAUGUCAUCACUGGAAAUUAUAGCUUGUAUGCUUGGAUCCCUGGAUUUAUUGGAGAUUACAUGCAUGAUGCAUACAUCAAUGUCAACCCAGGAUCAAGAACAAGAGUAGAAACUCUCGUAUACGAUGCGCCAAGGAACGGUCCAACACUCUGGGAAAUAGGAAUUCCUGAAAGGACUGCUUCUGAAUUCUUCAUUCCUGAUGCACAACCAAGACUUCUGAACCAAUUAUAUGUCGUAAAUAAUGCAGAAAGGUUCAGGCAAUAUGGAUUAUGGGAUAGGUAUACAGAGAUAUACCCUGAUGAUGAUUUGGUUUUUACUGUUGGAUUAAGCAACUAUCAAACAGAUUGGUUCUUUGCUCAUGUCAAUCGAUAUAUUUACAAUGAUGAUGGAAACAAGACUUAUGUACCAACUACAUGGCAAGUUCUAUUUGAUCUUGAUGAUAUUGAUCAAUCAGCAAAUUAUACCCUUCAACUAGCAUUAGCCUCAGCAAAUGAUGCUGAACUACAAGUUCAAUUUAAUGAUGCAGAACCAGAUGCUCCUCACUAUACAACAGGAUUGAUAGGCAAAGAUAACGCGAUAGCUAGACAUGGGAUUCAUGGAUUAUACAGGCUAUAUACUAUAAAUGUUCCUGGUUCUCUUCUUGUAUUUGGAACCAAUGUUAUGUAUCUCAAGCAAACUAGAAGUGAAAGGCCUUGGAGAGGAAUUAUGUAUGAUUAUAUUCGUCUCGAAGGUCCUCCUGAAAGUUAUUAAUCUGGAGGAAUUAUUGAGCUUAAACUUUUGGGUGAAAUAGAACGGGGAAAUUUUGGGGUUGUAGAUGUUGAUAGAAUUUGAAUGCUCAAGAAAAGUUGAUCAUAUCUAUUUUUUUGAUGUUUUCUUGGUAGGUGCCUGUAAAUUUUGAGUAGCUUAGUCUACUAAUCUUGAACCGGUAAAAAUUUAACUGAUAAUAAUGUGCUUAAGCU
Nicotiana tabacum (common tobacco) is the source of this 1794-nucleotide messenger RNA. NCBI's taxonomy places the organism in Eukaryota, Viridiplantae, Streptophyta, Magnoliopsida, Solanales, Solanaceae. The record is from RefSeq and is a predicted model, not a curated record.